AUGACUAAGAAAAUGAAGAGUUUGGAACAGAGUAUAAGAGAUAUUCAAGGACUAGGAGGCCACAAAGGCAUCUCGUUCAGUGACUUGUGUAUGUUUCCUCACGUCCAUUUGCCUGCUGGUUUUAAAACUCCAAAGUUUGAAAAAUACGAUGGUCAUAGAGACCCCAUAGCUCAUUUAAAGAGAUAUUGCAACCAAUUGAGGGGUGCAGAGGGCAAAGAAGAGUUACUUAUGGCCUAUUUUGGGGAAAGCUUAGUAGGGAUUGCAUCUGAAUGGUUCAUAGAUCAGGAUAUCACCAACUGGAACACAUGGGAUGAUUUGGCUCGAUGUAUUGUACAGCAAUUCCAAUAUAAUAUUGACAUUGUUCCAGAUCGCUCCUCGUUAGCCAACAUGAGGAAAAAGACCACGGAAAAUUUUCGUGAAUAUGCUAUCAGAUGGAGGGAACAAGCUGCUAGGGUUAAACCACCGAUGAAGGAGUCAGAGAUGAUUGACGUUUUUCUCCAGGCGCAAGAACCUGAUUACUUUCACUAUCUGCUUUCUGCCGUCGGGAAGACAUUCGCUGAAGUUAUUAAGGUAGGGGAAAUGGUGGAAAAUGGCAUCAUGUCUGGAAAGAUUGUAAGUCAAGCUGCCUUAAAAGCCACAACACAAGUGCUUCAAAAUAGUUCUGGAAAUAUUGGAGGGAAGAAGAGAAGGAAGGAUGUGGCCACUAUUGUAUCAGCGCCUAGGACUCAUGUCCAAGGUAAUUCCCCACAACACUAUUUUCCUUCCCAAGCUCCACAAUAUUCUGUCCCAUACACUCCAUAUCAUGUUUUUAAUGCACAACCAAUUGCACCCCCUUCUUAUCCACAAUGGCGUGCACCAACUCCACAAUAUCAUCCACCACCCCCACAAGUUCAUCAAAAUACUGCUAGAAUUCCUUUCUGUCCUAGACCACAAUACAAAAAGGAAAAUGGCGUUAAAGAUGAGUUCACUCAUAUUGGGGAGUCGUAUGCUAGCUUGUUCCAAAAAUUAUGGACGUUGAAUGUUUUGAGUCCUAUUGAGAGAAAGAUGUUGAAUCCUCCCCGGAGAAAUUUGGAUUAUUCUCAACAUUGCACAUAUUGUUCUAAUGCCCCAGGGCACAAUAUAGAGAGAUGUUGGUAUUUGAAAAGGGUCAUUCAGGAUUUGAUCGAUUCUAAUCGAAUUAUAGUUGAAAGUCCGAGUGGACCCAACAUCAAUCAAAAUCCAUUGCCGAGGCAUACUGAAACAAACAUGCUAGAAACGAUGAAGGGUCAUGAAGAGUUUGCAUCUCCGUAUAAGCCAAUCCUUAGGGUUGGAACUGGCAUUGAGAAGUCGGCGAAUGUUGUUGAUUUAACAAAAAUGAUGCCUUUAGGGGCGGAAAGUAGGUUAGAAAAGUUGAGUCCAUCAAACACACCCAUCUUAACUGUGAAAGGAGCCAUUGAAGAUGUUUGGGCAAGUUCGAGUAAGGCAAAAUCGUUUGUUCCAAAAAAGCUAAACAAGCCUAUCUUUAUCGUGCAAGGGGCCCAUAUUCCUCCUGUGAUUAUUAGGCCAGUAUCCCAGCUCCCAAUGACUAACCCCAAAGUUGUUCCUUGGAAUUAUGAGUCUACUGUUGUGACAUACAAGGGAAAAGAAAUUGAUGAAGAAAUAGAUGAAGUAGGAGGAAUAACCCGUUCAGGAAGAUGUUAUAUCCCGAUGGAAUUGAGGAAAACUAAAAAUGACCAAAUACAAAUAAAGAGUCCGGUCACUGAAGGAGAGGCAGAGGAAUUCCUAAGGAAGAUGAAACUAUCAGACUACUCCGUGGUGGAACAAUUAAGAAAAACUCCAGCCCAAAUCUCUUUGUUGUCUUUGAUAAUACAUUCUGAUGAACAUCGUAAGGCUGUAAUGAAAAUUUUGAAUGAAGCACAUGUUCCUAGUAAAGUUAUAGUGAGUCAGUUAGAGAAGAUUGCUGGGAGAAUAUUUGAGGUAAAUCGCAUCACCUUUUCAGAUGAUGAACUACCCAAAGAAGAUGUCAUUGGUGAGAUAGAGCUCGUAUCAACCAUAGGGCCUGUGGAUUUCGCUGUGAAUUUUCAAGUGUUGGAUAUCAACGCGUCCUACAAUCAAUUGUUGGGGAGGCCAUGGGUGCAUAGGGCUGGAGCAGUCCCCUCAACGUUGCAUCAAAUGAUUAAGUUUGAAUACGACCGACAAGAAGUGAUUGUUCAUGGUGAGGGGGAUUUGUCAAUCUACAAAGACUCUUCCUCCCCUUUUAUCAAGGCGAAUAAUGAGAAUGAGGCACUGGUUUAUCAAGCUUUUGAGGUAGUGGUUAUUGAGCAUGUCCCCGAGGGGAGUGUCAUUUCAAAACCAAUGAUGCCCAUCGCGUCUGUAAUGGUGAUGAAUGAAUUGCUGAAACAUGGGUUUGAUCCGGGUAAAGGCUUAGGAAUCUGCUUGCAAGGGAGAACUUAUCCAGUGAGUCUACGAAAGAGCAUCGGUACUUUUGGCUUAGGCUACCAACCUAGAGUCGAGGACAAAAUGAAGGCAAAGAAGCAGAAGAGAGAUGUAUAG
Molecule: messenger RNA, 2532 nt
Organism: Solanum pennellii
Lineage: Eukaryota; Viridiplantae; Streptophyta; Magnoliopsida; Solanales; Solanaceae
Exons: 2
Coding region: 1-2532 (843 amino acids)
Molecular function (GO): nucleic acid binding
Source: RefSeq, a predicted model, not a curated record